Macadamia integrifolia is the source of this 644-nucleotide messenger RNA. RefSeq names its product 60S acidic ribosomal protein P3-like. The coding region runs from base 102 to 467 and encodes 121 amino acids. NCBI's taxonomy places the organism in Eukaryota, Viridiplantae, Streptophyta, Magnoliopsida, Proteales, Proteaceae. The record is from RefSeq and is a predicted model, not a curated record. Gene Ontology annotation, cellular component: ribosome. Gene Ontology annotation, biological process: translational elongation. The transcript has 2 exons. Gene Ontology annotation, molecular function: structural constituent of ribosome.
GGUUUAUAUGUGCGCUUCCAGAUUUACAGAACCAAAAACGACUCCUCAAAUCUGUUUCUGAUCGUCAGCCGUUGGUGGCAGCUUCAAUCGAAAGGGAAAAAAUGGGAGUCUUCACUUUCGUCUGCAGAAGCUCCGGCGAUGAAUGGAACGCAAAGCAGCUCAACGGUGAUCUUGAAGCUUCGUCUUCAUCUACCUAUGAGUUGCAGAGAAAGCUUGUUCAAGCAGCUCUCUCCAGUGAUUCGUCUGGAGGAGUUCAGUCUUCUUUCUCGGUUAUCACACCAUCUUCGGCCGUAUUUCAGGUCAUAAUUGGAGGAGGUGGUGGUGGUGGUUUCAUUGGAGGUGGAGCUGCUGCUGCCCCAGCAAGUUCGGGAGGUGGUGCAGCAGCUGCUGCUCCUCCUCCAGAGGAGGAGAAGAAAGAAGAGAAAGAGGAGAGUGACGAUGAUAUGGGAUUCUCACUUUUUGACUAGUAGCUUUUAGUUUGUUCAAGUUAAUUUCAUCGAACAAGGAAGAUUUAUGCUGUAGUGGUUGUUUUUGUUUUGUUGUUUUAAGGAUGCAAUUUUGUUUAAGUGCGUUCAGAAUUGUUGUCAUUAUGACAUCUAGGCAGUUCUAUUAUGAACUUGGCGAAUGAAAGUGUUUUUCGGUUC